Messenger RNA from Pseudogymnoascus verrucosus, 458 nucleotides. RefSeq lists its product as uncharacterized. The transcript has a single exon. The record is from RefSeq and is a predicted model, not a curated record. NCBI's taxonomy places the organism in Eukaryota, Fungi, Ascomycota, Leotiomycetes, Thelebolales, Thelebolaceae. The coding region runs from base 1 to 324 and encodes 107 amino acids.
AUGACGUUCCCAAAGCGCCCCAAGAAAAGAUCGAAGAGCUCUUCCAAAAAGAGUCAAAACAAGACCCCGGAGCAGCCUCCGCAGCAAAGCUUCCGUUCAAGCAGUCAAGUCCUCUGCCCUAAACGGGACAAGAGACGCAGUGGCGAAAAAAGCUGCCGCAUCAAAGCCCAUCCGACUGUCCCUGGUGGCCGCUACUGCGACAGGCACCAAAAGCUGUGUCGUCUUUGUGAGGGCUCGCCGAGGCAUAAGAUCACUGAGAAGUGCCCCAGUUGCAUGAUCAGGUGGAAGAAAGAAGAGCUGGAGAAGAAGACGGAGAAGACCUAGAUAGGAAUCAGAGAAAGAAGAAGAAGAGGAAGACCAGAAAGAAGAAGAGGAGAAAAAAACAGACAAAAAAGAGAACCAGACAAGAAAAAGAACAAGAGGACGAGGAAGGAAGAGAGGAAAAAGAAAAAGAGGAG